AUUUAUUUCAGAAAAUGUAAAUCAAUGCUGCGUUUAUCACGACAAAUGCUAUGAUGAUCAACACGGCAGAAAAUAUUGUGACGAUACCUUUUGCUCUUGCUUGGAGCAAGUGACCAGAGGUUACAAAGUGUGUCACGAUGAGAAUAGUGUCUUAUUUUGCUCGAUGGUCCGACAAUUUGGCGCUCAUGCUUAUCUUCGUGCGGGUAAUCAUACAGGUGCAGUACUAGUCGAGGAGACAGAGGUUGAUCUGUCACAUAUUGGUAAUAGCACUAAUUUUGACAAAGAUGACGUUGCAGUUCUUGAUUUUGAUUACGAGACCCUCGUCAGAGCUAACGACACUAAUGGCAAACCUAUACGGGAAGGUACCGAUCUUUUAGAAGUGCUCGUAAAAACUGCAAAAUAG
Messenger RNA from Cylicostephanus goldi, 403 nucleotides. Lineage: Eukaryota; Metazoa; Nematoda; Chromadorea; Rhabditida; Strongylidae. The record is from the annotation of a GenBank genome assembly.